AUGCUUGACAAUAUCAUCAAUGCUGACAUUGCAGCAUUACUAUCAUGGGUCUUUAAAGCUUUUCUGACUGUCCAAUUUGCGAGAUAUCUUCGGUAUGCCAUCUUUGGAGAUGAAGUGAUGAACAAGAUUCCCACCAUACCCGGAAUGUCCUUCUUUCAGUUUGUAGCCAACGUCACCAGCCCAAAAGGACCAGAAUUCAUGAGGGGAGUUUGUCAGCAGACUGACUAUACCUUUCGGAUUCCGGGGACACGAUGGAUAAUGGGCGGUGAAGCUGUGGUGACUGGAGAUCCAAUGAUUGUUCGGCCCUUCCUUGAGAAUGGAAAGAAUCAAGAAAAGGGCAGUCGUGCCUAUGCAUUGUUCGAUACUUCCGCGGGUGGGGUUACCUUCUUUUCUGCUUCGGGUCAUCGUGGAACUCAUGUUCGAAAAUCAACGGCACCAGCAUUUUCUUCGAGCAACACACAGCGAAUGACUGUAACUAUAGAUGGAAUCAUCAGUGAUUGGAUUGAAACGAGGCUCGAACCCUUGUAUGUUCAAGCGAAUGAGUCGAUAGAUAUGGAUCAAGAGAUGAUGAUGUUGACUGCUGACGUGAUCUCUCAGGUUGGAUUUGAACACACGUUUACUCCCGACGAGAAGGAAGAAUUUGUGAAUAAACUACGGAAAAUUAUAGACGUCAACCUUGCUCGAAGGAAGAAUCCCUUAAAAAGGGGAGAACGCUUUGCGUUUUUGUUUGCCGACCUUCGGGCCGCCAAGAAGGCCACAGCGGAGAUGAUCGACAUGGGCAAGGCAAUGCUGCAAAAGUCCCGAAAGAGGCACAAGGAAGAUUCAGCGAAUCCAAAUCAUGAGACUUCUUUGGUUCACUUGAUCGCAUCUGAUAGCGAAUACGAAUCGGAUGAUGAAAGAGCCAGAGAUAUUCUCGUAUUCUUUUUUGCAGGAUUCGAUACCACCGCCCAUUCCAUUGCCUGGACACUCUUGGAAUUGGCCCGAAACCCAAAAGAGCAAACAAAACUGCGAGACGCCCUGAAGCUUUGGCAUGAAGAUGGAGAUUCGAAGAGAGUGGAUGCGAGAAAUUGUCCACAGGUGAAGUAUGUCACCAAGGAGUCGCUCCGACUCCAUCCACCAGCACCCAUUGGAGGCUACCGUAUCCUUGGGGAGGAUAUGAAGGUACCCCACAAGGAUAUGACGAUUCCAAAAGGGACAGUGUGCGGAGUAGCAAUCUAUACGCUGAUGCGCCACGAAUCUGUCUUUGAGAAUCCCGAUUCCUAUGUUCCAAGCCGGUGGGAAAACCCAUCCGAAGCGAGUAUGAAGUCCUAUAUGCCAUUCCUCGUGGGCCGUAGAAACUGCAUUGGACAGGCUCUCGCCAAUGCGGAACUCACAGGUGUCGUUGCCAAACUAUGUGCGAAGUACGAAUUCGAGAUUGCAAAAGAUGGGGCUAGUCACUUUUCCGUGACAAUGCAACCGCUAGGAAGUCGACUGAAGGUGAAGCGUAUUUAA
Cylindrotheca closterium is the source of this 1491-nucleotide messenger RNA. The record is from the annotation of a GenBank genome assembly. NCBI's taxonomy places the organism in Eukaryota, Bacillariophyta, Bacillariophyceae, Bacillariales, Bacillariaceae.